Messenger RNA from Columba livia (rock pigeon), 1584 nucleotides. RefSeq names its product SET domain containing 6, protein lysine methyltransferase (gene SETD6). The transcript has 9 exons. Lineage: Eukaryota; Metazoa; Chordata; Aves; Columbiformes; Columbidae. The record is from RefSeq and is a predicted model, not a curated record. Gene Ontology annotation, biological process: peptidyl-lysine monomethylation. Gene Ontology annotation, cellular component: nucleus. Bases 43 to 1410 code for a protein of 455 amino acids. Gene Ontology annotation, molecular function: protein binding; protein-lysine N-methyltransferase activity.
CGGUGGUGACCACGUGGUAGGUGACCACGUGUUCGCAGCACCAUGGCGUCGGCCCCCAAGAGGCGCAAGGCGGCUGCCGGGAGCAGCGCCCGGGGGAAAGGCAGCGCCGACCCCCUCUCCGGCUUCCUGGCAUGGUGCGGGCGGGCCGGGGUGGAGCUCAGCCCGAAGGUCCGGCUGAGCAGGGAGGGCGCGGUGGCGGGGUACGGCAUGCUGGCCGCCGAGGAGCUGGAGGCCGGAGAGGUCCUGUGCACCGUCCCGCGCAGCGCGCUGCUCUCCCAGCACACCUGCUCUAUCCAGGCGCUCCUGCGGGAAGGCCAGGAGGCCCUGCAGAGCCAGUCUGGCUGGGUGCCGCUCCUGCUGGCCCUGCUGCACGAGUACACAGCCAGCAACUCCCCCUGGCAGCCGUAUUUCUCUCUCUGGCAGAACUUCAGGAGCCUGGAUCACCCCAUGUUCUGGCCUAAAGAGGAGCGAACAAGGCUCCUGCAGGGCACAGGCAUCCCAGAAGCUGUGGACAAAGACCUGGCCAACAUCCACCUGGAGUAUAGCUCCAUCAUCCUGCCCUUCAUGGAGUCCCACCCCAACAUCUUUGACCCCAAACGGCAUACACUGGAGUUGUACAAGGAGUUGGUGGCAUUUGUCAUGGCCUACAGCUUCCAGGAACCUUUGGAGGAGGAAGAUGAAGAUGAGAAGGGGCCCAAUCCUCCCAUGAUGGUGCCUGUAGCAGAUAUUUUGAACCACGUGGCCAACCACAACGCCAACCUGGAAUACUCUCCCCAAUGUUUACGGAUGGUCACAACACAGCCCGUCACCAAAGGGCAAGAGAUUUUCAACACAUACGGGCAGAUGGCCAACUGGCAGCUCCUACACAUGUACGGCUUUGCAGAGCCGUACCCGGGCAACACCAAUGACACGGCCGACAUCCAGAUGGUGACAGUACGCAAGGCAGCACUGCAGCGUGCCAGAAGUGAAGCACAGCAGCAGCUGGUCUCAGAGCAGUGGGACUUCUUGUGCCAGCUGGAGAUGGUGGGGGAGGAAGGUGCCUUUGUGCUUGGCUGGGAUGAGGUGCUAACAGAGGAAGAGCUGUUUGUGACCCUGAAGGUGCUGUGCAUGUCAGAAGAAGAAUUCAAGGAGUAUAAGGAACAAGAUGGCUGGGAAGAUGACAGCGAGGAAGAGGAAAACACUGUCCUUUCUAACGAGUCUCUCUCCAGACUUAAAACCCCUUGUAAGAAGCUCCUUUAUGACAGUGUGCUGUUGACCCUGGAGUCCUACGGGUCAGACUUGAAAGCAGAGCAGGACUUGCUAAAUAACAAGGAGAUUUAUGAGAAACUGAGUCGAAGGGAGCAGCAAGCUUUGCAUGUGCGCUAUGGACAGAAAAGGAUCUUGCAUCAGCUGCUAGAGCUGGUACAUUAGAAACCUCGCUGCCUCGGGAAUGAACUGCCCGGACUGUGCGCAGGAAGGGAAGGUCAGACACCUGUGCUACAGCAGCGAGAACGUGUGGCAUGAUUGAAUACAAGCCCACUUGUCCCUCAAAUGGCAUGUGGCUUUUUAGCUACCUCUACAUAAAUAAUCUUCCACAACACAAAA